Messenger RNA from Trichoplax adhaerens, 3603 nucleotides. RefSeq lists its product as uncharacterized. Gene Ontology annotation, biological process: snRNA 3'-end processing. The record is from RefSeq and is a predicted model, not a curated record. The transcript has 18 exons. NCBI's taxonomy places the organism in Eukaryota, Metazoa, Placozoa, Uniplacotomia, Trichoplacea, Trichoplacidae. Gene Ontology annotation, cellular component: integrator complex. Bases 1 to 3603 code for a protein of 1200 amino acids.
AUGGCUAAUGAUGCUCUCUAUUCCAAGCUAUUAACCAUCGUACGCACUUUCGAUGCAAGCCAAAUUCAAGACUUGAAAGAAAAGGAGAUUAGAAUUAUUCUACCUUGUCUAGUACGAUAUGUAUUCCAAUCCGUAAACGACCACAGCCAACGCAACACACGCAAAUCGAUCCUUGCUUGCAUUUUGCAAUAUCAAGUUUGCAAUUCGAUCGAAUAUUGCUUGACCUCAUCCAAUUUUUUAGUAUUAAAUGAGGAAGCCGGAAGAGAGCUGGAAAUUAGAAAGAAACUAGCCCAUCGAGAAUCAGAAUCAUAUAUGCCCUAUCACAAUAUUGAAUUAGAAUUUGAACGAAGUGAAGGUUUCAAUCGUUGUCGACUUGUUCUAAACGAAACGAUCAGACUGAUCUAUAAUGUAAGCACAUUGGAUAGACUAUCUAAAUUUCCUUCGUCUGCUAUCGCUGGUGAUAAUUUGAUCGAUCACUGCCAAUUUCUGGACGAAAUUGUGGAUGUUAUCUGUAUUUUAGUGGCAGAGAUGCCUUCCGCAUUACCAAUUAAUGAGGUAAUCGAAGCACUGUUAAUGAUAGAAAAUGGCUCCGAAGUCAUUUGCAGAUUAAUCGUGAAUUUACCAUAUUUAUUCGAUCAAGCUUGCCAAGGAUUAAUCUACCAUUCGGACAAGACAGAAGAAAAUCAAUCUGCAUCUCAAAAAAGAAUUGAUAUUUUAUGUCGUUUCUGUCGCCUAAAUCCCACUUAUGCCCCAUUAUUAAGAGAUCAAGUCAUUUCUAAUUGUAAAAUGCCCACUUUAGCUGUUGCAUUAACAUUAGAUAUUGCCGAUAAUUUACAAGAUAUUCAAGGACAGAAUGCCGAUAUUGUCUGCUUUGUUAGCGGUAUAUUACUGGGUAAUAAUUCUCAAGUUCGAAACUGGUUUUCUCAAUACUUGCAUAAUGGCCAUAAGUCGAAGAAUUUACACGUUAAGAAAUUAAGGUUAUGCUUGUUACGCGAAGUCUUCUUCUUACUCCCUUCACAUUCAAAGUUUGCCAAUUCUAUAUUGGAUGAUAUCGAUACUUCCAAUUUGAUUACAGAUAAUGUAAGUUUUCAGGUAUUUUACUACGAAUCUACAGUGGUUAGGGCUAGUUCUAUUCUACGUGUCUACUGUGCUGUAAAAGGUUUCGCUGGACUCAAAUUUGAUCGACAAGAAUGCCGAGCAUUGUUGCGCUUAAUUACUCUACAACCACCCGCAAAUGCCGCCGGCGUUCGAUUUCUUGUCCUAGGACUGUGUACUAUAUUAGCUUGCCCCGUAGUAACAGAAUCUUCGGAAUUUGAGAACAUUAUUUUAAGAUGGCUACAAUCGUUAGUUCAUCAAAGUAAAUUUUACGAAAGCAUCAGUGGAGUCCAUGCUUCUUUUGGUGAGACGCUACUGCUAGUGGCCAUUCAUUUCCUUAAUUCACAAUUUUCAGCAAUUGAGUCGUUGAUAAAUUCAACACUUGGCAUGAAACUUCCUAUAAAAUCAGAAUCAUUAUCAAGAAUGAAAAUUAUGUUCACACAAGUUAUUUUUAAAGAACAGGCUUUAACAAGACACGCAGUUACUGUUCUCGUAACACCCAGUUUAAAUGCAAAUGUUGAUGGCUUCUUACCAAUACACUGUAUUUACCAACUACUUCGAAUGAAAGCAUUUUAUAAGCAUAAUGUCCAAGUUAAGACUUGGCUAUAUAAUCAGAUUCGAGCAGCGCAAUCACCUUUGCAUUCUUUAAUGCCUCGCGUCAUUGAAGCGUUUGUAGAUCUACUAUUUUACGACGGUUCAUCAACGCAGAGCAAAUUUAAUAUUAACCCAGAUGAUCAGAAAUUGUUUGUAUUGGAAGGUUUCAGUGACGAUGAAGUUAUAUCUAUAUUUCACGAUGAUAUCAGCCUUGCUAGUAAGGUUCUAGUAUUGUAUUAUGUAUUGGCAUAUCAAGAUCAUUUCGUAAAUAAGACGAAAAAGCCAGUAACCAGCCAAACUAAGAUUAGUGCAAGAAAAACUUACAGCCAGGCGCUAAUAUCGCAACUGCCUAUACGAAAAUUGUUCUUGGAAGCUAAAAGUCACCAGGAAGACUACGGCGAGAUCUAUCCUAUGCUACUUCGUCUAUUAGUAACACAUCACCGUCAGCUAUGUAUGGUGGAUCACUGGCUAAAAGUUGAAGAAAUGCAAGAAGAGCUGACUCAAUCUCAUAACUCUGAGCUAAGAGCAAAUCAAAGCGUAUUACUGUUGCACCGCUUUACAGCUUUAGAAAAAUCCUUCACCCAACCAAUGGCGGCAAUGUUAUUACUGACGCAGUUAAUGUCCUUGCCUAUGGAAUCACUGUUAAGUUAUUCUAAUUUAGUAAUCAAAUCACUACCAUUGAUGAUUGAAGAAGAUACUCCGCGCAAGAUUGCAUUGAUGGUGAACAAAUUGUGGUAUAGGUUGUCCGCUGCUAUGUCUCAUCAGCUAUGGAUACCUACUAUUAAGGCUUUAUAUCGAUCACAAAUGACGGAUCUGCCGGAACAAUUAGAUGUCAUAUCUGCUGAAAGUCUGACUGUUACCCCCUUAAUCAUAUUAAAAUGUGAUAAGCGUGUCUUUAGGUGCCCACCUAUUUUUGAAAUAGUACUCCAUAUCCUAAAUACUUACAUGACAGCGUUUCGCGCAUCUCUAAAUAACAUUGUACAAGAAAAAUCUGCCAAUAUCGUAAAUAACCAAGAAAUACAAGGGAAAGAAGGAAUUAAAAGCGCCUUUAUUUAUGUCCAGGAAACAGCUGCAAUUCAAAUACUGUUGGAGAUUUGCCUCCCAACGAAUGAAGAUCAUCAGGUUCAACAGUCGUUACGACUUAGCGAACUGCAGGAGAUUCGGAGCAUCAUAUGCUCCCAUUUGCAUCAAGUCUUUAUAUCAUAUCCGAAUAUUACCAAGCUGGUCCACUUUCAGUCCUAUCCCAGUGAACUUAUCUCCAUGAUGGUUGCUGGUGUACCAUCUAUGCAUGUAUGUUUAGAUUUUAUUCCAGAAUUGAUCAAUCAACCUCAACUGGACAAGCAAUUAUUCGGUAUAUCACUGGCCUCACAUUUAGCAAUACACUAUCCUCUUCAAAAGUCCAUGGAUGUUGCUAACCAAAUUCUUGAACAUGUCACUUUAAUGUUAUCUGUGCUUCCUGCAAAUGCACUGAAUCAACUAAUUAGAACAGUUUUACCAGCAUUAGCAAGAUUCGGAUACGCUUUUCCUCCAAUGUGUGAGGAUAUUGUGUCAUUACUCCUUCAGUGUGGAAGGAUUAUGCAUUCAUCGACAUCUUCACCGGCUAAAACAGCAAUUACCUAUAAUUCAAAUUAUGUAACCCCUGAUGCAAGUGUGGAUUGCACUACUGCAAGUGGCAUAUCCAACGGAAUCGUACAAGUAAAUGAAAGCAAUAGUAACGACAUGGAUAUCUCGAAUAGUGACAAUUCUUCUUCGCAUGAUUUAUCAAAUAUACACGACAGUGAGAGUUUGGAAGCCAUAUUACCGACUGUAGACAUAUUGAAAGCGAUAGAAAUCGCUUUUUCUUUCAUUGUAAAGCAUUGUAUAGUGCAGAGAAAAACGUCUUUUAACCACGAAUUUAACAGUCUCUCGACGUAA